This is a messenger RNA of Cylas formicarius (sweet potato weevil), 1947 nucleotides long. RefSeq names its product cytochrome P450 4g15 (gene Cyp4g15). Gene Ontology annotation, molecular function: iron ion binding; oxidoreductase activity, acting on paired donors, with incorporation or reduction of molecular oxygen; heme binding. Lineage: Eukaryota; Metazoa; Arthropoda; Insecta; Coleoptera; Brentidae. The transcript is spliced from 9 exons. Bases 83 to 1780 code for a protein of 565 amino acids. The record is from RefSeq and is a predicted model, not a curated record.
UCAAAGCCUGGCAAAUAUUCUGUCACACGGCGGCAGACGAUCUUUUAGUACUAAGGUUGUGGAAGAAAAGGUCUCAUUCAAAAUGUCGACGGCCGCAACAGCCAGCCCUGACUUGGCUAGCCCGGCUGGGGUAGUUUCAGCCACCAGCGUAUUUUAUUUUCUUCUGAUUCCCGCCAUAGCCCUAUACUACAUUUACUGGACAAUAUCAAGAAGGCACAUGGUGGAGCUAGCGAACAAAAUUCCAGGUCCAGCGGGAUUGCCUAUCAUCGGAAAUGCUCUCGAGUUUGUAGGGUCGCCCCAUGAUAUCUUUAAGAAGGUGUAUCAAAAAUCUUAUGAAUACGGCAGAACCAUCAAACUGUGGAUUGGACCCAGGCUUCUCAUUUUCUUGACCGAUCCGGAUGACGUCGAAAUAAUCCUGAGCAGUCACGUGCACAUUGACAAAUCGCCUGAAUACCGAUUCUUCAAACCGUGGUUGGGAGAUGGCCUAUUGAUCUCGACCGGUCAAAAAUGGCGGGCACAUCGAAAACUCAUCGCGCCCACUUUCCAUCUAAACGUUCUAAAAUCAUUUAUCGACCUCUUCAACAAGAACAGCAGGGAAACGGUUAGGAAAUUAGAGAAAGAAAUCGGCAAGGAAUUUGACUGCCACGAUUACAUGUCGGAAGCGACAGUCGAAAUCUUACUAGAAACCGCUAUGGGUGUAAGCAAGAAAACACAAGACCAAAGCGGGUACGAUUACGCGAUGGCGGUGAUGAAGCUCUGCGACAUUCUCCAUUUACGCCACACAAAGUUCUGGUUUAGACCCGACAUCAUCUUCAACCUGACCAAAUACGGAAAAUACCAGGAAAAACUAAUCGGAGUCAUUCACAGUUUAACCCGGAAAGUUAUUCAGAAGAAGAAAGCCGAUUUUGAAAAGGGUCUACGCGGAUCAAGCGCCGAAGUGCCCGAGGAAUUGAAAACCAAAAACUACGACAGGAACGUUUCUCUCAAAACGGCUACCGUUGAAGGCACUUCGUACGGCCAGUCGGUCGGUCUUAAAGAUGAUCUAGACGUAGAUGACGACGUAGGCGAGAAAAAGAGAAUGGCUUUCCUCGACCUCAUGAUCGAAGCGUCCCAAAACGGAGUCGUGAUCAACGACGAGGAAAUCAAAGAACAAGUGGACACCAUCAUGUUUGAAGGUCACGACACAACCGCCGCAGGAUCGAGCUUUUUCCUUUGCCAAAUGGCUGCGCAUCCGGAUAUCCAAGAAAAAGUGAUUCAGGAAAUCGACGAAAUUUUCCAGGGAUCAGACAGACCCGCGACCUUCGCCGAUACGUUGGAAAUGAAAUAUUUGGAACGUUGCUUGUUGGAAACUCUCAGAUUAUUCCCGCCAGUGCCUAUCAUCGCUCGACAAUUACAGCAAGAUGUUAAACUAGCUUCCAAUCCGAAUUUGGUUCUGCCGUCUGGCGCUACGAUUGUGGUGGGGACCUUCAAAAUACACAGACUUGAAGAAAUCUACGGACCCAAUUCGGAGAAGUUCGAUCCAGACAACUUCCUCCCAGAACGUACCGCGAACAGGCACUAUUACGGCUUUAUUCCAUUCAGCGCUGGCCCGCGCAGCUGCGUAGGGCGUAAAUAUGCAAUGCUGAAACUGAAGAUUUUACUGUCCACUAUUUUACGUAACUUCAGCAUUAAGUCCAGGCUGAAGGAAGACGACUACAAGCUGCAAGGAGAUAUCAUUUUGAAAAGGGAAGAUGGAUUCAAAAUAUCGUUGGAACCUAGAAAACCCACCGUCAAAGCUUAAACUUGAUUCUACGAGUGUUGUGUUGUAUAUUUAUAGUAGCAUAGGUGUAAUGUAAAAAAUUAAAAAUACGCAAAACUAUAGUGCAUCCUGAGAAAUCGAUAUUAUGUGGCCUAUUCGGGUACCCAAUUUCAUAUAAUUGAACGAAUAAAGUUCUCAUUAAGGAAAAA